AUGAAUUGCGUUCCGUUGCCUACUCCUUGUGGAGACAUUAAUGAGGUCGAUGGGUGUUCUGCGGCUGAACUGUUCUCGGAUUCUGUUGGACGGACUUAUAAUGACAUCAUUUUACUGCCUGGCUUUGUCAACAUGAACUCUGAGGACAUCGACUUGGCUAGUCGUCUAACCAAAGAGAUCACACUGAGGGUACCUUUUGUGUCCUCUCCGAUGGAUACAGUUACGGAAUCGAAAAUGGCCAUUGCCAUGGCUUUACGUGGUGGAAUUGGAAUCGUUCACAGCAACUGUCCAAUAAGUUUCCAGGCCAAGGAGGUCCGCAAAGUAAAGAGAUACCGACAGGGAUUCAUUUUAUCUCCGGUCGUGAUUUCCCCUGAUUGCACUGUGAACGAACUGAUACAGAACAAAACUAAGCAUGGAUUUAGUGGCUUCCCGGUUACUGAUACCGGUUCUGUCGGUGGUCGCUUGUUGGGCCUCGUAACUCUGCGUGACGUGGAUUUUGUCGAUCCUUCUUUAAUGGAUACACCAGUAACACAGUUUAUGACGCCCUUCGACGAACUGACGACGGCAAACGCAGGAGUGACGCUUCCAGAGGCGAACAACAUAUUACAGAAAAGCAAGCGAGGGAAGCUACCGAUAAUUAAUGAGCGGCGCGAGUUAGUGGCAUUGAUAUGUCGGACGGAUUUGAAGAAGGCGUCAGCCUAUCCACAUGCUUCGAAAGAUACCGCACAACAACUACUUGUCGGGGCUGCAGUUUCCACUCACAAGGGCGAUAUGGAACGAGUUAAAGCCCUCACGGAUGUUGAUGUGGAUGUGCUUGUGUUGGAUUCAUCCCAGGGGAACAGUAUCUACCAACUCGAUAUGAUCAAGCAGGUGAAAUCGGCAUACCCGAACCUGCAGAUCGUCGGUGGGAACGUGGUCACAUGCGCUCAGGCCAAGAAUCUCAUCGAUGCUGGUGUGGACGCACUCAGAAUCGGCAUGGGCAGUGGAUCUAUUUGUAUUACACAAGAAGUAACAGCGGUUGGACGUUCUCAGGCAAAGGCUGUCUACAAGGUAUCAGAAUAUGCACAUCGAUACGACGUCCCUUGCAUAGCAGACGGUGGUAUACAGAAUGUUGGACAUAUCGUGAAAGCACUUAGUCUGGGUGCUGCAUCCGUCAUGAUGGGCGGUCUUCUGGCAGGAACAACCGAAGCGCCUGGUGACUACUUCUUCUCUGAUGGUGUGCGGCUGAAGAAGUAUCGAGGCAUGGGAAGUUUGGAGGCUAUGGAUGAGCACACGUCAAGCCAAGCUCGGUACUACAACGAAUCCCAGCGAAUCAAAGUAGCUCAGGGUGUGUCCGGGAACAUAAUGGAUCGCGGGUCUGUGCACCAGUUACUGCCAUAUUUGGUCGCUGGAGUGCAACACGGAAUGCAACAGGUUGGAGCCGCUAAUCUGGAACAUCUGGUCAAAAUGUCUUACACGGGCGUACUCCGAUUUGAACACAGAAGCCCUUCUGCCCAAAUCGAGGGCGGUGUUCACAGUCUGCACUCAUAUGAAAAACGGUUGUACUAAAAACAAGUCGUCAGCUCCGACCUAUGAGAUCACGCUAUCUGGAAAGCAAUUUUCAUAUUCUCUGUUUUAUUCCCAGUUCAUUGACUCUUUUGCUACUACUGCACGCAAUGCAGUCGUUGGUGCAUUUGUAUCGAAAUCUGGUCGUAUGAUUGAUACCAAUAAACUUGUCUCCGUAU
Molecule: messenger RNA, 1724 nt
Organism: Opisthorchis viverrini
Lineage: Eukaryota; Metazoa; Platyhelminthes; Trematoda; Opisthorchiida; Opisthorchiidae
Exons: 12
Coding region: 1-1548 (515 amino acids)
Biological process (GO): GTP biosynthetic process
Cellular component (GO): cytoplasm
Molecular function (GO): IMP dehydrogenase activity
Source: RefSeq, a predicted model, not a curated record